Molecule: messenger RNA, 1909 nt
Organism: Haplochromis burtoni (Burton's mouthbrooder)
Lineage: Eukaryota; Metazoa; Chordata; Actinopteri; Cichliformes; Cichlidae
Exons: 2
Coding region: 57-1013 (318 amino acids)
Molecular function (GO): zinc ion binding; nucleic acid binding
Source: RefSeq, a predicted model, not a curated record
CGGACAGUUUUGAGUUUUUGCUACGGAUUUUGCAGUCGGACUACCGCUUCGCAUCUAUGGCUACGAUCGGAUCGCUCACGGAGUUUGCCGAGGGAGACGGCGACUGGAUUGAAUAUGUCGAGAGGCUUGAACACUUUUUCUUGGCAAACGACAUUUCGGACGAAGGAAAAAAAAGGUCAGUUCUUCUCAGUGCGUGUGGAGCGAGGACCUACAAGUUGAUACGUAACCUGACGACGCCUCGGAAACCCGGGGACUUCAGUUUCAAAGAACUGGUGACGUUGGUGCAAAAUCAUCACUGCCCGAAACCCUCCGUGAUUGUUCAGCGGUUCAAAUUCCACACUCAUUCACGCAAGCCGGGAGUUUCGGUGGCUGCGUAUGUGACGGAGCUGAGACAGCUAUCAGAGCACUGUGAGUUUGGAGGCGUGCUGGAUGACAUGCUCCGCGACAGGUUGGUGUGUGGUAUAAAUGAUGAUGGCAUGCAGCGUCGGUUGUUGGGGGAGCCCACACUGGACUUUAAGAAAGCUUUGGAAAUUGCUCAGGCAAUAGAAACGGCAGCUAAUAACACUAAAGACAUUCGGAAAGCUAACAACAAUAUGCACUCAACCGAGGUGCAUCAUGUAUCUCGGAGUGUGAGGGGCAAACCGAGGGAGCUUUUGGAGUGUUACCGGUGUGGGGGGGCACACUUUGCCAAGGACUGUGUUUUCAAAGACAGUACCUGCCAUAACUGCAAGAAAAAGGGGCACUUAGCCAAGAAAUGCAGGGGCACUAAGGAGAAAUCAAAGAAGGAAUGGAAGACAAAACACAAACUAAACACGCAUCACCUGCAGGGCAUGGCGCCUGAGGAGGAUGAGUGUGUUUUCAACAUGUUUAAUCUGGUUGGCUUUAAUAAGUGCUGUGCGGAGCCCAUCUAUGCCACUGUCCAGGUAAAUGGGAAGGAGCUACAAAUGGAGGUGGAUACAGGGGCUUCAGCUUCGGUGAUCAGCCAAGCCACCUACCACAGCUUGUGGCACUAGGGCGGGGCACCUGCUCUCCAAGCGACUGAGAUAAGCCUGAGACAGUACACAGGUGAAUGCAUUCCCCUGCUUGGUGCAAUAGAGGUGCAUGCAGCAUAUCAGGGUCAAGAAGCUGCAGCAACACUACUGGUGAUGAAAGGGGAGGGGCCUAGUCUGCUGGGUCGUGACCUUCUGCAAAAAAUCCGCCUGAACUGGAGGGAAAUCAGGUAUGUAACGGUAAUAGCAGAGUUACUGGGAAAGUAUGCAGAUGUGUUCAAGAAUGAAUUGGGCACUCUCCGGGGCACCACUGUGAAGCUGUGUGUGGACCCUUUUGCCCGGCCACGCUUUUUCAAACCACACACUGUACCAUACGCCAUGAAGGCCAAGGUGGAAGCAGAGUUGGAGAGACUACAACAGAUAGGGGUCAUUGAGCCAAUAGAGUUCUCGGACUGGGCAGCCCCGAUUGUACCGGUGUUGAAAGAGGACGGAGGGGUGCGUAUAUGCGGUGAUUACAAACUGACAGUAAAACAAGCCUCUCAGCUCGAUGCCUACCCUCUGCCUCAAGUGGAUGACCAGUUUGCCACACUGGCGGGUGGUCGGACAUUCACAAAGUUGGAUAUGAGUCAUGCUUACCAGCAGUUGCUGCUGGAUGAGCAAUCAAAAAAAUAUGUGACAAUAAACACACACAAGGGGCUGUUCAAGUACAACCGCCUGGUGUUUGGCGUUGCAUCCAGUCCGGCUAUCUUUCAGCGCACCAUGGACAAUCUUCUGCAAAACAUUCCUGGUGUUGCUGUUUACUUGGAUGACAUUUUAGUUACAGGUAAAACAGAAGAGGAGCAUCUGCGUAACCUUGAGCAGGUGUUGAAGAAGCUCUCAGAAGCUGGGUUGCGUUUGAACCGCAGUAAGUGUGUUUUCCA